Messenger RNA from Vigna unguiculata (cowpea), 1873 nucleotides. RefSeq lists its product as uncharacterized. Lineage: Eukaryota; Viridiplantae; Streptophyta; Magnoliopsida; Fabales; Fabaceae. The record is from RefSeq and is a predicted model, not a curated record.
GGUUUAACUCUGGUUUUUGGGCACAGUGUGGCAGCAACUCCACAUUGAGGUGUGUGUGGCACGAGUGGUGUAGGAGAAAAAUUGUGCGUUCAUGAAAACGCAUUGCAAGCUGCAUCUUAAGUUGUUGUGAUCAUACCCUAAGAUUUGUUACGCUCUCAUUUGCAAGAAAUUUGGUACUUUGAAAGCACCAUUGUAGAAGCUGCACCCAUGAUUUGGCGCCGGAAUAACUGAAGCAGAGAGAACAAUCCACUAAUGGCUGAUUCCACUCCAACUGCUACUCCUUCAAACGACACCCAAUCAUGCGUUUUCCUACGAACGGUCACUUUAUAUGAUUGGUGGUUGAUUAAAGCCACAAACGACUUCCAAGGAAAGCGUUUAGCCGUCGCAGGCAUCUCAUCGAGAAAGGAUGAGGCGAUGCGCGUGUUUGUUUCUGCUCCCGUUAUCGAAAGAUACGACGUGUUUUCUCUCAUGACUGCGGAUGGGAUAUACCUUAUAAUUAGUGGCUUCAUCAACGAGCAGCGCACUAUUGAAAACGGUUUCGACCCUCAGAUUUUGAACCGGUUUUUAUUUGGCUUCCCUCCAGACUGGAAAACCUGUGCUCUAGAUUUCUCCAGAGAAGAAUCAACCACUGCCAAUGAUUUGGGUAGUGGUUUUCUUGAUGACGUACCAGCUAGCUGUUCAGAAAUUUUAUCUGAUGUUGCAAUCGCAGGUGUGGAAAAUUGUACUCCUACUUUUUUGGCAUCACCGGAGAAGGCGCAGGGUGAUCAGGAAAAGGCAUUCCCUGAAAAUGAAUGCAACGUGUCAAAGGAGGUGGCUGGUGUUAAUGUUGCUUGUAGUAGAGGUAGGAAAAGACGAAGUGCCAGGUUGCAUGAUGUUAAAGUAUACCAGCGGAAGAAACAGUCUGCUUCUGGAUUGCCUCCAAAGAAUCCAAAUAAUAAGAACCAUAUUUCAGAGGCGGCCUUGGAUAAUUGUGAUGUAGUGGGACCAAAAAGUCCGGAAACACCUAUUCAGUCACAAUCAUGGAGACAACUACGCACAUCAUCUGAACAGAUAGUAAAAAAAUCUGCAUCCAGAAUUUCUAGAACAUUGUCACCAAAGACCGAAGGCUGUCAAAAGAAAAAAGUGGGCAGGCCUAAGGGAACACUGAAUAAAUCUGCUUCAGCUGGGAAAAAUUCGCGAUCAAGAGAUCUAAGUCACUUGACCAAGGGAAGCCGACAGAAAAAUUCCACUGUUUCUCCUGAGUCAUCGAGUUUCAGAACAUUGUCACCAGAGACCGAAGGCUGUCAUAAGAAAAAAGUGGGCAGGCAUAAGGGAUCACUGAAUAAAUCUGCUUCAGCUGAGAAAAAUUCGCGAUCAAGAGAUUUAAGUCACUUGACCAAGGAAAGCCGACAGAAAAAUUCCAUUGUUUCUCCUGAGUCAUGGAGUUUCAGAACAUCCAGAUCUGGCAGAUUGCUUGUUCGUCCCUUAGAAUUUUGGCGCAAUCAAAUACCAAUAUAUGAUGCGGAUCAUGUGCUUAAAGAAAUUAAGGAUGGUGCAUCUUUGAUAUCACCUUGUAAGGUUUCUUCAUCAUCAUCGAGAAGGACUGACUUUGAUUGAGGUGGGAAUGUUGCUGAAUCGACGAUGAAGUACAGAAUGAUAUUGUAGCUGCUUAGAGGUUGGCAUAGUAUUGGAAGUGUAACCUACCUUCAUCAUUUUAUUGUAUUUUUAAAAUUUCCAUCGCAGAAAAGACAAUAUGCAUAUUUAUGUAGGUCUAUAUGACAUGGAAUAUUUAUAUAUGGUUAAAAGCUUACGUACACUUUACUAACCAAGUUUCUUAGGGCUUGCACACCUUGUUUAUAAGUUUUUUUGAGUAAUUUUGAUCUAUUAAUUGUUA